AAAAAGAACACAAAAACACCCAAAAAAAGAGUAAUUGAUAUUAACCGUCCGAUUCAUCCAUCUUUGCCAUCAACGUUCACCAAUCCCUACACACAGAUCGUCGCCUUCUCUUUUGCUGUUUCUCGCUCCUCUCUCUCUCUGAAUCUCGCCGGCUAGCCAUAGCCGUUCUCUUAGGUGUAACAGUAUCAAAUCAAGCUUUAGCAUCUCUGAAAUCGCUGAAUUAGCCGUCGGAUUAUCCUCUGUCUUCUUCCUUCUGCUUCUCGCGGUUUCAUCUGUAAAUGGGCUGCUUCCACUCAAAGGUAGCCAGAGAAUUUCGAGGACACGAAGACCCUGUAAAGCUUGCCUCCGAGACAGCCUUUAGUGUGAGUGAGGUUGAAGCAUUGUUUGAGCUGUUCAAGAGCAUAAGCAGUUCCGUUGUUGAUGAUGGUUUGAUAAAUAAGGAGGAGUUUCAACUUGCAUUGUUCAAGAGCCGGAAGAGGGAGAAUAUAUUUGCUAAUAGGAUAUUUGAUAUGUUUGAUGUUAAACGAAAAGGAGUCAUUGAUUUUGGGGACUUUGUCAGAUCACUCAAUGUUUUUCACCCCAAUGCUUCUCUAGAAGACAAAAUAGAUUUUACAUUUAGGCUUUACGACAUGGACUGUACGGGUUUCAUUGAACGCCAAGAGGUUAAGCAAAUGUUAAUCGCCCUUCUCUGUGAAUCUGAAAUGAAAUUGGCUGAUGAAACCAUAGAGAUAAUACUAGAUAAGACAUUUGAAGACGCAGACGUGAAUCAAGAUGGAAAGAUUGAUAAAAUAGAGUGGAGCGAUUUCGUGAACAAAAACCCAUCAUUGCUUAAGAUAAUGACCCUCCCAUAUCUCAGGGAUAUAACAACAACGUUUCCGAGCUUUGUCUUCAAUUCGGAGGUCGAUGAGAUUGCCACAUGAAGAAUCAAUCAAACUGGUUUGCGAAGAACUAUAGCAAAGACCAAUUCUGAGUUGAUCGGUGUAAUCGGCAUCUGUUUGCAAACACAGUAGAGCAAAUUUUAUUUUUUGAAAUUAUUAUUUUCUGGGUUCCUUUUUUUAUUCCUCAGAACAGUUUUGAAAUCCUUGGUUUAAGCUUUAAAAAAAAAAAUGAGCGUAAUCACCAAUCAUGUACUUCAUAUAUACUUAGGAAAUGUAAUGAGUUUUUAGUGUGUAAAUAUCACAUUUAUACGUUUGUUCAUUGAAAAUUUGAAAGUAAGAAGACU
Molecule: messenger RNA, 1222 nt
Organism: Eutrema salsugineum
Lineage: Eukaryota; Viridiplantae; Streptophyta; Magnoliopsida; Brassicales; Brassicaceae
Product: calcineurin B-like protein 1
Exons: 9
Coding region: 279-920 (213 amino acids)
Biological process (GO): calcium-mediated signaling
Molecular function (GO): calcium ion binding; kinase binding
Source: RefSeq, a predicted model, not a curated record